Messenger RNA from Manihot esculenta (cassava), 1734 nucleotides. RefSeq names its product putative RNA-binding protein Luc7-like 1. Gene Ontology annotation, molecular function: mRNA binding. The transcript has 13 exons. The record is from RefSeq and is a predicted model, not a curated record. Lineage: Eukaryota; Viridiplantae; Streptophyta; Magnoliopsida; Malpighiales; Euphorbiaceae. Bases 200 to 1459 code for a protein of 419 amino acids. Gene Ontology annotation, cellular component: U2-type prespliceosome; U1 snRNP. Gene Ontology annotation, biological process: mRNA splice site recognition.
UCCAUCUGUCUAGUGGAAAGCAAGCUAACAGUGUCAAUCUAGCUAUAGCUGAGCCACGAAGGGUUUCUCCAUUUUACCCCCAAAAAUACUCGACAACCAAAACCCUAAUCUCACUCUACCUUGGAAGAGAGAGAGAGAGGGUGUGUGCUGUUGAAGAGGUAGACCUCAGGUAAGCUCGAGAAGUAGAGAGGGAGGAGAGAUGGACGCGAUGAGGAAACAGCUGGAUGUGCUCAUGGGAGCCAAUCGAAACGGCGACGUUAGGGAGGUGAAUCGCAAGUACUACGACCGUGAUGUGUGUCGCAUGUACUUGGUUGGCCUUUGCCCCCAUGAGCUAUUCCAAUUAACGAAAAUGGACAUGGGUCCAUGUCCUAAGGUCCAUUCACUGCAGCUGAGAAAAGAAUAUGAAGAGGCAAGGACAAAAGGUGUUGAUAACUAUGACAGAGAGUUGGAGGAUGUAAUUGAUAGGCUCAUUGUUGAGUGUGAUAAAAAAAUCAGCAGAGCUCUGAAGCGACUUGAUGCUGAGGAUGCAAAGGCUGCUAUUGCAAUAUCAGUCUCUGAGGUUACCCAGAAUGAAGAGAUAAUUGAGUUAUCAAAGCAGAUCAAGGAAAAGUUGAAAGAAGUGGAUAAAUAUGAUCUUGAAGGCAAGACAGAUUUUAAGAUUCAAGCAUUGGAAGAGGUGGAAAAGCUCAGAAGUGAGAGGGCAGAGAAACAGUCUGCAUUACUUUUGGAAGCCUUCAACAAAGAUAGGGCGUCUUUGCCUCAACCCUUGCCAAACCCACCUCCAUUGGCGCCCUUGCCUGUAGCUGCUCCUGAUCCUCGUACCCAAGAAAUGAUAAAUGAGAAGCUGAAGAAGGCAGAGGAUCUUGGUGAGCAAGGAAUGGUUGAUGAGGCUCAAAAAGCUUUGGAGGAGGCAGAGGCACUUAAGAAGCUUCCUGCAAGGCAAGAGCCUGCUCUGGAUUCCUCCAAGUAUACUGCUGCUGAUGUCCGCAUUACUGAUCAAAAGUUGCGUGUUUGUGACAUUUGUGGAGCUUUUUUGAGCGUAUACGACAGUGAUCGGCGUUUAGCAGAUCAUUUUGGUGGGAAGCUCCAUCUAGGCUAUAUGCAAAUCCGUGAGAAACUCACAGAGCUUCAGGAAGAGAGAAACAAGCUCCGCAGAGGUGAUCGGCAUGAUGAUCAAAGAUCAAAAGAGGGAAGUAGAGAUCGUGACAGAGAAUCAAGCAAGGAUAGAGAUCGAUUAGAUAGCCGUGAUCGGGAGAGGGAUUAUGGUCGUCGGAGCAGAGAUCGUGACAGGCAUUCUGAUCGAGAUCGUGGAUAUGACAGAGACCGUGGACAUGACAGGGAGCGUGAUAGAGAUUCAGAUCGUUCCCGUGGUUAUGAUUCAAGAAGUCGCAAAAGGUCACGGUCUCGGUCUAAAGAACGGUCCAGGGAUUAUGAUCGUCACAGGCGGCAGGCGCUAUGAUCGGUACUAGGACAGUUGCUGUCGAGUAUUUUGGUACGGAAGUAUGGGUUUUAUAAUCUAGGUCAAUGUACUUGUGGAGUAAAGGAUGAUCCUAAGUAUUUAUGAGUUUGACAGUUUGUGCUAUUUUGCUGGGCAGACCAACCGUUUCAUAGGUUUUCUUGACUUGUAUGUUGAAGAGGUAGGCUUUGCUUGGUUUUUAUCUAUUAUUCGUGUUCUGUUAAUCGCCAAACCCUGCUCAAUUUUACAUUUAUCUAAGUUGAUAUCCUUGUUCAGAA